AUGGCCGAAGCCGGGCACCGCGUGGUAUUCUUCCCGUUCCCAUACCACGGCCACUCCAGUCCGGUCCUCCGCCUCGCCAGCGCUCUGCACGCCCGUGGCUUCGCGGUGACCGUGUUCCACACUGAGUUUCGUGCCCCGGACAGGGCCGACUCCCCGGCGGACUACGGCUGGGUGUCCCUGCCCGUGGAGGUGCCGCAGGAGGUGGUGGCGUCCGAGGACAUCGCGAGGCUAGUCACGGCCAUGAACGCCGGCUGCGAGGCUCCGUUCAAGGACCGGCUGGCGGCGCUGCUCGCUGCGGAGGAAGGCGGCGGUGUCCGGUGCGUGAUCACCGACGUCAUAUGGUACACGGCGCAGGCGGUGGCGAGGGACCUCGGCGUGCCGGCGAUGGGCAUCAUGACGGCCAGCGCGGCAAACUUCCGGCUCUACAUGGCAUUUCAGAAGUUGAUUGACAAGGCCUAUCUGCCUGUACAAGAGGGGCAGGAGGAGGAUCCAGUCGAGGAGCUGCCACCGUACCAUCUCAAAGAUUUGCUUCGACACGACGAGAGCAGCCUUGCGGGGUUCGCCGACCUGUUCCGGCAGAUCGUCGACGGAGCACGGCAGUCCUCAGGCCUCAUAUUCAACACCUUGAGUAGCAUCGAGGCAGCUAAUCUGGACCGGAUCCGCGAGGACCUGUCCGUCCCGGUGUUCGCCGUCGCCGCUCUCCACAAACUGGCGCCGCAGGCCAAGACCACCAAGUCCACCAGCAGCUUGUACGGGGAGACACAAGCAGACCGCCGGCACUGCCUCGGCUGGCUCGACACGCAGGAACCAGGCAGCGUGCUCUACGUGAGCUUUGGGAGCCUCGCCGCCAUGGACCCGCACGAGUUCGUGGAGCUGGCGUGGGGGCUCGCCGCGAGCAAGCGGCCGUUCCUCUGGGUCGUCAGGCCCAAGCUGAUCCGCGGCUUCCAGUCCGGCGAGCUGCCCGACGGGCUCCAGGAGGAGGUCCGUGGUCGUGGCAUGAUCGUCAGCUGGGCUCCGCAGGUGGAGGUGCUCGCUCACCCUGCGGUAGGCGCCUCAGCAGGUGAAGGUGUGCCGAUGAUAUGCCACCCGCUGGAAGGAGACCAGUACGCAAACGCCAGGUACGUGUACCAUGUUUGGAAGGUGGGAGUCAAGGUCGAGACGCCGGCGACUGGUCGGCUACAAAGAGAGGAGAUCAAGGCUGCUAUUGAGAAGAUGGUGGACGACAAAGAGAUCAGAGAGAGAAUGAAUGGCUUCAAGCUAGCUGCAGAGGAAACCAUUAAGGCCCAGACGGAUCUAACUGGUUUGGUUGAUCUCAUCAAGUCUUUUGAAACUUCCAAACGGCACAUACAUUCACCACGGAGAUCGGCAUCCUUGGAAGCUCUCUUAUAA
Lolium rigidum is the source of this 1389-nucleotide messenger RNA. Its product is annotated as DIMBOA UDP-glucosyltransferase BX8-like. Lineage: Eukaryota; Viridiplantae; Streptophyta; Magnoliopsida; Poales; Poaceae. Gene Ontology annotation, molecular function: UDP-glycosyltransferase activity. The record is from RefSeq and is a predicted model, not a curated record.